This is a messenger RNA of Vanrija pseudolonga, 933 nucleotides long. It is a transcript of the gene PBLD, whose product is annotated as Phenazine biosynthesis-like domain-containing protein. The record is from RefSeq and is a predicted model, not a curated record. Gene Ontology annotation, biological process: biosynthetic process. The transcript is spliced from 2 exons. Gene Ontology annotation, cellular component: cytoplasm. The coding region runs from base 1 to 933 and encodes 310 amino acids. NCBI's taxonomy places the organism in Eukaryota, Fungi, Basidiomycota, Tremellomycetes, Trichosporonales, Trichosporonaceae. Gene Ontology annotation, molecular function: isomerase activity.
AUGCCCGCCCCUUCCCUCCCGUACCACCUAGUCAACGCCUUCGUCUCCCCCACCACGCCGCACAGCGGUAACCAAGCCGCCGUAGUCAUCUAUCCCAACGACACGGACGAGAGGAUAAACGACACCUUCUUCCGGCUGACGGCGCACGACUUCCACUUCAGCGAGACUGCCUUCCUCGUCCCCAUUGCAGGCGAGCCAACGGAGCCGCGGUAUCGUAUUCGCUUCUGGACGCCGGCGGUCGAGGUGCCGCUGUGCGGGCACGCGACGCUCGCUUCCGCCUACACUACCUUGUACGCAGUGCACCCGGACGCGGAGGCGAUCGUAUUCGAUACCCACCACGGCCUGGUGCGCUGUGUGCGCUCUGACACGGGAGGCGUGGUGCUCGAUAUGCCGGCGCACGUUGCCGCCCAGCCCGACGAAGGUACAGACAAGGCGCUACGCGCGACCAUGCUCGCUGCUGCGCCUUCUUUGUCGCCGGGAGAUCUCCUGCGCGUCGGCCGCCUCACCGACUUUGGAGACGGCGAUCGCGUCGUGUACGAGCUCGCCGCCUCGGUCGACUUGGAGAAGCUGCCCGUCAACCUCGAGCAGUUCAACUCGGCGGCGACCGGCCAAGCUAUCGUCACGCAGCUCGUUGGCGCCGACAGCGCGGGGCUCAAGAUCAACUCGCGCAUCUUUUGCCCGUACUGGGGUGUGCCCGAGGACCCGGUGACGGGCGCAGCGCACACAGUCCUCGGGCCAUACUACCUCGCUGGCCUGGGCGCGCGCCACGCGUCAACCUUGUUAGCGGGCGACUUGCCAUCCGCGACCAUCACCGCGCGGCAGGUAUCCCAGCGCGGCGGGGGGAUGCGGGUCAGCCUGAGCGCCGACGGGACGCGCGUGCUGCUCAAUGGCCAAGCGGCGCGUUGGGGCGACGGGUUGCUCCACGCCGUCUGA